UCCUACACGGAUUUAAAUAAGCGCAGCACCUCUUGUUACCUAGCAACCAACGCCAACUGGAUGAAAUGGCCAAAUUCGUACUUGCAGGUAGAACCGACUGUCCACAUUACGCCAAAGCGGAAUUAUUAGCAGACAAGCUGCGGGAAUGUCUGCCAAACUUCAGGAUGCACAAGAUCUCCAUCCUCCCAGAUCAGUGGAAGGAAUGGCUUGAGGACACCUGCAAAACAAAUGGCUGGAAACACGAGAGGUCCCCUUUGGUCUGGAGGGAGCUGGUGUUCCAAGGGGGGAAAGGGAUGCUGUUAGGGGGCUUUAAUGACUUCAUGGAGCAUUGCCAGGACUACUACAACAUCACUUCAGACAUGGCAACAGAUAUAAUGCUGAGUGUUGCUGCAGAGAAUUAUGAAACAAAGAUGAAGAGUAUUGAAGAAGAGCAACAUCGGGUCAGUCUUAUUAAACCCCUUCACGUAUGGAUCUGCAGUGCUCUCAGCCCGACCUGCCGCUUCCUUAUCCCCUCUCUACUCUCUGCUGAGGUGUUCCUGCAUGUUUCCGCAAUAAGCCUCCACCUACUGCACCUGGAGGGAGAGGAGGACGAGCUGGAAGAGCUGAAAAUGGAGACAGAGGACCUGGCACUUCCUUUGCUCCAUCAAGUGACUACCCACACUGAUCUGAAAGAGGCUUUCAAAGCAGCAGAUGUCAUUCUGCUGUUGGAGGAGCGGUGGUGUGAUGAUGGUGAUGAAGAGAAUAAGGAGAAGAAGAAUUUAACAACAGUCUCAGACAGAUACCGAGAGUACGGCCAGCUUAUAGACACAAGAGCCAACAAGAAGGUGAAAGUGAUUGUGUCCGGUGACUCAUUUGUCAACCUGAGAUGCUCACUUCUUUUGGACAACGCACACUCCAUUGACCGCGGCCGGUUUGUCACCAUGGCAACGCAGCUGGAGAAUGAAGCAAGAGCAAUCAUUGCAAAGAAGCUGAAAGUGAGGCCUGCAGAUGUAACACAUGUCAUAGUGUGGGGGAACAGCAGUGGUAGUUUCUACAUUGACAUGCAGAGGGCGCAAGUGUCCAACUAUGCUGGGGCAAUCAGUGGACCAGCUUUCUUUUCUCAACCGGUGCUCAAGAUUCUCCAUGACAGGAAAUGGUUGGAAACGGACUUGCAGCAGUCUGUAGGCCGUCAGCGUGCAGCUGUGGCUUCAAAAACCUGCAGGACAGCUGCCAUGACGGAAGCCAACGGGAUCCUCUCCGUGCUCAAGCCCUGGAACGGAAACGGUGGUCCAGAUGAGGUCGUCUCUUUGGGUGUACUUUGCAAAGGCUACUUCAACCUCCCGGAUGGCAUCGUCCUCUCAGUCCCAGUAACCUUCAAAGACGGUGAAUGGUCGGUGCUGUCUGACGUCACUGUUGGAGAAGUGUUGCAGGAAAGACUUCAGCUCAUUGCCAGUGAACUCAGAGAGGUCAGUCAAGAUGAAUCAUUGUGUUGUUUACAGCAUACAGUGUUUACAGGUACUUACAGAGCUAUUCUCCUCUCCCAGGAAAAAUAA
Molecule: messenger RNA, 1532 nt
Organism: Labrus mixtus (cuckoo wrasse)
Lineage: Eukaryota; Metazoa; Chordata; Actinopteri; Labriformes; Labridae
Gene: mdh1b
Product: malate dehydrogenase 1B, NAD (soluble)
Exons: 9
Coding region: 66-1532 (488 amino acids)
Biological process (GO): tricarboxylic acid cycle; oxaloacetate metabolic process; malate metabolic process
Molecular function (GO): L-malate dehydrogenase (NAD+) activity
Source: RefSeq, a predicted model, not a curated record